Molecule: messenger RNA, 1094 nt
Organism: Meloidogyne enterolobii
Lineage: Eukaryota; Metazoa; Nematoda; Chromadorea; Rhabditida; Meloidogynidae
Source: the annotation of a GenBank genome assembly
UCAGAAUAAAUAAAUUAAUUAAAAUGUUUAAUUUAUUUUUAAUUUCUUUAAUAAUUUUCAUUUUAAAUCCUUCUUUUGUUUUAUCCCAAGAAAAAAUAUCGUUAAGAAAAGAAUUACCGGAAGAACGCUUAACUGUGCCAGGAAUAAUUAAAUAUUAUGGAUAUACUUGUGAAAUACACAAAGUUAUAACAGAAGAUGGAUAUAUUUUGGAAAUGCAUAGAAUCCCUUUUGGCCGGAAUUUUAAUGAAACAGAACAGAAAAAGCCUAAAAAAGUAGUUUUUGCCCAGCACGGAUUGUUGUCCUCCAGUUUUGAUUGGGUAUCCAAUUUGCCCCACCAAUCGCUAGCAUUUUUGUUGGCAGAUGCCGGAUUCGAUGUUUGGAUGGGAAAUAUGAGAGGGAAUCUUUACUCGAAAGAUCACGAAAAACUUUCACGACUAGACGAUAAAUACUGGGAUUUUACUUGGGACAAGAUGUCCUCCAUAGAUUUGCCGGCAAUGAUAAAUAAAGCUUUGGAAGUUAGCGGACAGUCAAAAUUAUAUUAUGUUGGACACAGUCAAGGAACUUUAAUUAUGUUUGCACAAUUGUCUAAUAACAAUCGAGAAUUUGUUGAUAAAAUUAGCAGAUUUUAUGCCUUAGCACCUGUUGCCACAAUAAAGUACAUUAAAGGAUUAAUUGAUAUAUCAGGAAAAUUGUUUGGUAUUCAACUGGAAAUUCUGAAUAGACAUUUUGGUUCAAAUGAAUUUCUUCCAAGUAAUUUUGUAACACAGCAAAUUGCCCGAACCCUUUGCGGUGCAAAUUGGCAAAAACCAAAUUGUAAAAAUAUUAUGUUUUUAAUUGGUGGAACUGAUAGUAAACAGAUGAAUCAGACUCGUGUAACAGUUUACUCAACUCAUGCACCUGCAGGAACUUCAACAAGAAAUAUUGCUCAUUGGGCUCAAAUGCAUCAUUCUGGUUUAAUGCAAAAAUUUAAUUACGGGUCGAAAAGGGCAAAUCAGAAACAUUAUGGACAAGUAAAAAAUAAUUUAAAAUUUACUAAUUUUAAAAAUAUAGUUAGACCUCACUUAUUUGUACACUCCGAAAAAAGGAUAUCCUGA